This is a messenger RNA of Leptopilina heterotoma, 3388 nucleotides long. RefSeq names its product squamous cell carcinoma antigen recognized by T-cells 3-like. Gene Ontology annotation, molecular function: RNA binding; protein binding. The record is from RefSeq and is a predicted model, not a curated record. Gene Ontology annotation, biological process: RNA processing. The coding region runs from base 106 to 2877 and encodes 923 amino acids. The transcript has 6 exons. NCBI's taxonomy places the organism in Eukaryota, Metazoa, Arthropoda, Insecta, Hymenoptera, Figitidae.
UGACAACAUAACCUAAAAAUAAAGUUUAAAGUGCCGAAGUGCGUCGAUCGCACGUUACUAAAUAUAAUUUUUAAUAAAAAAAAGUGUUUUCCAUUUACAUAAAAAAUGGAAGAAAUGGAUAUGUCGACUCCUAGUGAAGAUGAGCUUCACAGUAAAAAAGGGGACGACAUGGAAAUAAAUAAAUGUGAAGAGAAUGAGGAUGAAAGCCGCAUGAUCGAGGAUGUGCAAGAAAUUGGCGAUGACAGUGAUGCGGUAAACAGUGAUAUUGAUAAAGAAGAUGAGGAUAUUGGGGAUGACAACAACGACGUCGACGAGGACGACGAAGACGAUGAUGAUGAUGAUGAUGAUACAAACGAGGCGGAGGUUAAAAUUCUCGAAGAAACUCUAUCAAAAAAUCCCUACGAUUACGCUUGUCAUGUUGCACUCAUCAAUUUAUUGUCGAAAAUGGGUGAAUUGGAGAGAUUGCGAACCGCAAGGGAAAAUAUGAGUCGAAAUUAUCCCCUUACUCCAGAAUUAUGGCGUUCCUGGAUGCAGGACGAGAUUAAACUUGCUGUCACUCCGGAGGAAAAAAGUGCAGUCAUCGAACUUUGCGAACGGGCUGUGAAUGAUUAUUUAUCCGUUGAAAUUUGGUUGGAGUAUUUACAAUUCAGUAUUGGAAACAUGGGCAAUGAGAAGGAUGCCGCUGAAAAUGUUCGGCAAUUAUUUCAGCGGGCCUUAACGGCAGUCAGUGGGCAUAUUACGAAAGGUGCCAUUAUUUGGGAAGCUUUUAGAGAAUUCGAAAAUGUUCUCGUUUCAAUGAUUGACAUUUCCAAUACAACAGAACGAAUAAAACAACUCGAUCGUGUCGGCAAACUCUUCAGUCGUCAAUUGCAAGUUCCUCUGCUCGACAUGGAAAAAACUCUGAAUGAAUACGAAACCUGGCGUUUAGGGGACGGCGCGACGUCAAGCAUAGACUAUCAAAAUGUCAUGAACAAUUACGAGAGUGCUCACAAAAAAUUGAGUGAUCGUUUGCCCUUCGAGGAGAAACUUGUCUCCUCUCAAAAUGAAGCCGAAUUGCUAGACUCCUAUAAUGCCUACCUAAUGUACGAGAAACGACAAACAGAUCCCGGUCGUGUCAUUGUUUUAUUCGAACGAGCCAUCGCAGAACUCACCAUCGAGUCGUCACUUUGGUUGGAAUACGUAACAUUCCUGGAAUCUCAAUUGAAAAUCGAAGACGUUUCCGAUAGGGUUUUCAAAAGAGCCGCAAGAAAUGUCCCAUGGUGUGCGGAAAUUUGGCAAAAACGAAUCCGAAGUUAUGAAAAGUGGAAGAGACCCGUCACUGAAGUGCAAGCAAUUUUGGAGGAAGCACUUCAAGCUGGUUUCACAGUUUCUGAUGAGUACAAAACUCUCUGGAUUUUGUACUUGGAAUAUUUGAGACGAAGAUUGGAUGAUAUAACGGGAGAUGAUGAACGGGAAAAACAGAUGGAAACGCUGAGGAAAACUUUUAACAAAGCCUGUGAAUAUUUAGCGAAUUUUGGAUUAGAGGGCGAUUUGAAUUGCGAUAUUUUACAAUUUUGGGCGAGGACCGAAGCAAUUCAUGCUAAAGAUAUGGAGAAGGCGCGUCAACUUUGGGCUGAUAUUUUAACUCAGGGACAUUCGUCGAAAGCUGCCAGUUGGCUUGAAUUUAUCUCCCUAGAAAAAUGUUAUGGAACAACGAAACACCUUAGAAAACUAUAUCCAAAAGCGUUGGCAGUGGUUAAAGAUUGGCCGGAGAGUAUUGGUAGUGCUUGGAUAAAUUUCGAGCGCGAUGAAGGAACUUUGGAACAACUCGAAAUUGCGGAAGUCAAAGUGAAGGAAAAAUUGGAGAAAGUUCAGGAGGAUCGUCUAAAAUCGCAAACAACCACAGAUGUUAAUUUAUUCUCGAAAGGCAAGAGAAAAGCCGAGGAAACGGGAAAAAUGCGAAAACGAAUUGGCGUCUCACCGCAAAAGAUAUCACGUCUCUCGAUUAGAGACGAAAAAGAAGUUAAGUUACGAGAAAAUAUUCUAAAACCGGAUCGAAAGAAAAAACCGAUUGAAAAAGAAGAACCGAAAGUGGAACCACCUCCUGGAUUUCAGGAGGAAAAAAUGGAGGAAGACAUGGGUCCGGAAGUUGAUUAUACGAUUUCGAUUUUUAUUAGUAAUUUAGAUUUUACGGCAACUGAGGAAGAUGUGAAGGAGGCUCUUGUACCUGCAGGUGAAAUUACUUUGUUGAAAUUGGUCCAUGACUCGAAGGGAAGAAGUAAAGGUUUCGCUUAUGUCCAACUUGCAAGCACCGAAGCCGUCGAAGAUGCUUUAAAAUUGGACAGAGUAAAAGUUAAAGGCAGGCCUAUGUUUAUUUCUCGUUGCAAUCCGGAUAAGAGUUCGAGAGGACAUGCUUUCAAAUACAAAUGCUCGUUGGAAAAAAAUAAACUGUACAUAAAAGGACUGCCGGCUGUAAUAACAAAAGAAGAAUUAGAGGAAUUAUUCAAGCCACAUGGAUUAGUGGUGGACAUUCGAAUUCCCGUGUACCGCAAUGGACACGCUAAAGGAAUAGCGUACGUGGACUUUGAGAAUGAAGCCGACGCCUCUAAGGCUCUAUUGGCGACGGAUGGUAUUCAAGUCAAAGGUAAGGUAAUUAGCGUUGCAAUAAGUAAUCCCAAAGAGCGCAAGAAAGAAUCUCCCGACGAGGAGCAAUUGGCAAAAUCACUUGGUGGUCAUCCAUCGGGAAAGUCAUUCUCUCAUCCGAAACCCGCUCUCGCCUUAAUUCCACGCAACGUUCAAUUAACUUCCGUAAGCAAUGGCAACACUUCGAAACCUGUCGAAGGAACUGCUGUUCCUCUAACCAAUAAAGACUUUCGUGAGAUGCUUCUUAAAAAGUAAGAAAUAUUGUACGAAUUCUUUCCUCUAUUGUGUAGAAUACUUACAUUUUUUUUAUUUUGAUAUUUUUCUAUUUACUAAAGAUGUACUUUUCUAUUUAGUAAAGAUUUACUUUUCUACUUAGUAAAAGUAUACUUUUCUAUUUACUAGAAGUAUAUUUUUCUAUUUACUAAAAGUAUACUUUUCUAUUUACUAAAAGUAUACUUUUCUAUUUACUAAAAGUAUACUUUACUCUCAGUUAAACCGCUGCCUGCGGGAGUUGCUAUGGUAACACACGAGAGUAAGAGAGCGAAAAGAUCCGCUUUUCUCUCUCUCUCACUCCCGUUGCGCCUGCGCAGACAGCGGAUUUCUGAGAAUUUUGAACAAUUCUGAGAAUUUAAAGGCAGGACCACAUUGGCAAUUGUGAAAAUAAUUAAUUUUGUCAAUAUUAACUAAUAAGAUGAAUGCCACCAGUGUUCAAAACAGAGCAUGUUUUCUACAAAAUAAAUACGUUUAAUUUAUAUAUAAAUAUAAA